This is a messenger RNA of Sciurus carolinensis (gray squirrel), 1928 nucleotides long. It is a transcript of the gene Mesd, whose product is annotated as mesoderm development LRP chaperone. The record is from RefSeq and is a predicted model, not a curated record. Gene Ontology annotation, molecular function: low-density lipoprotein particle receptor binding. Gene Ontology annotation, biological process: protein folding. Lineage: Eukaryota; Metazoa; Chordata; Mammalia; Rodentia; Sciuridae. Bases 39 to 737 code for a protein of 232 amino acids. The transcript is spliced from 3 exons.
GACGAAUCGGGGGCGCGGCGCUGCGGUGCGCGGCGAAGAUGGCGGCCUCCGGCUGGGCGCGCGCGGCCCUGUGCCUUCUUUGCGCCUCUGAUCUGCUGCUGUUGCUGCUGCUUCCUCCGCUGGGGUCCUGCGCUGCUGAUAGCCCGGCCGGGACGCCCGGAGACGCUGCCCCUCCUCCGCGGAAGAAGAAGGACAUUCGAGAUUACAACGAUGCGGACAUGGCGCGUCUUCUGGAGCAGUGGGAGAAAGAUGACGACAUAGAAGAAGGAGAUCUCCCAGAGCACAAGCGACCCUCAGCACCUGUUGACUUCUCACAGAUAGACCCAGGCAAGCCAGAAAGUAUAUUAAAGAUGACGAAAAAAGGAAAGACUCUGAUGAUGUUUGUCACUGUAUCAGGGAGCCCCACUGAGAAGGAGACAGAGGAGAUCACCAGCCUGUGGCAGGGCAGUCUGUUCAAUGCCAACUACGAUGUCCAGAGGUUCAUCGUGGGAUCAGAUCGUGCUAUCUUCAUGCUUCGUGAUGGGAGUUAUGCCUGGGAGAUCAAGGAUUUUUUGAUCAGUCAAGACAGAUGUGCUGAUGUCACUCUAGAGGGACAGGUAUACCCUGGCAAAGGAGGAGGAAGCAAAGAUAAAAAUAAAACAAAACAAGAGAAGGGCAAAAAGAAGAAGGAAGGAGAUCCAAAAUCACGGGCUUCCAAGGAAGACAAUCGAGCUGGAAACAAACGAGAAGACCUUUAACAGAGCACCUGCACUCCAAGAAGGAGCUGAUAAGACAUGGAGACCUUGCCAUGUCAUGGGCGGGGCUGGGUGCAGGGAACUGCAUAUUGGAUGACAUCCUUAUUUCUUCUAGAAAGGGUCUGCUACGUGACCAGUUUGUGGUCACUAAAAGAAUUACUAUUCUAAAGGCUUCCAGUAUGAGGACAAAGCUUUUCUAAUGAUAGUGGACACUGACAAAUUUAUGUUUACUGUAAAAUCACCCUCUGUGGAAACUUGACCUUGUUGCUUUUUCCCACAUACAGCCGGGGCAUCAUCGACCCCAGAGGUGCCAUACCCUUUCAUGGCACCUGCUGUGAUCCAGUGGCCUGAUGUGUCCAUGCUUCUGAUUUUCUAUCAGUCAGAAAGAUGGCAUGUUCAAAUCAGACAAGCCUUGAAAAUACUUAAUUGAGUCAAACUGUUCAUGCUGCAGUCAUCAUUUUCAUUGCAGCAAAGGCAGAACGUGCUGUGGGAAUCAGGCAGCCAAUUCUGGUAUCUAGACAUAUAACCAGGAAGCCAGGGUAUGUAAACCCAAUCCAUGCCAGAAAUGCGAGAACAGAAAACAAUGCCACUUGGAAAUCCUAAGUAGUUAUCUUUCUUUGACUGGGUCCCUCACAGCAGUUAAAGAGAACUUUUGCUAUCUAUCAGGUUUUAUGUGGUUGUAAAGUGAGGGGAUCUGUUCUGUUCCAUUAGCUACAGAAGAGCAAGGUUAGUGUGGAGGGCUCAUGUUCUACUUAAUCUGACAUUUAUAAUGUGUACAGGUUGGACCAGCAGAGUCCCUUGCAGGGUAUGGCAGAAGACUUGACCUCAUUUACAGUAUUUUUGGACAUUUUUCUUUGAAAAAGUGCCUAAACUUGUGGUAGUUUUGUAUGGUACUAAUAUGAUGUGCUUCUAUUCAUGUCUGAUUUUUUGCUGUUCAUAUGUUGGAGCCUACUCUGAAGAAGAGUUAGAACAUUUAUAUAUAGAUGUCAUUUUUAAGAACUAAAAUUCUUUGGGAGGAAAAAACCUCAAUUAUGAUUUUAAGGAAUUUAAACUAGCACAUGUACAUGCUUAGAAACAUCACUGUUAAAGAAUUGUACAAUGUGCAAAGUAUAUCUCAACCCUGCUGCCAGUAACUUGUUCCCAGUGGAGCUACUGUUAAUAAUUUGUUUCCAAAAAGAAAAAGUAUGUUUCCCA